AUGGAGCCGCUGGACGAAUUCAAGCUGCUGGCAGCGCUCGGCAUCUGGAUCCUCGCGCUCGUAGGCGGCACGGCGCCGCUCCUGAGUCGCCACCGCGUGAGCAAACGCGCCAGCUGCGUGCUCAACAUGGUGGCCGCCGGCAUCUUCCUCGCCAGUUCGUGUUUGCACUUGCUCCCGGACGCGCAGAACAACGCGGCGCUCAUGGAGUGGGGCUGUGACCACACGGCACAGGUGUUUCUGGCCGUGCGGACGCGCUAUGACGGGGACAAGACGCGGUGUUUCAAGUGGGCCAACUUCUUCUACGGCUGCGGCUUCCUCCUGGUGCUCCUCAUUGAGGUUGUGGCACAUACGCUGCAGCGGCAUUACAGUCGUAAUGGGUACACCCGCCAGGAAGAGGGGACAACAGGCGAGCUGCUGGUGUUGGUUGGAGAUGCUGUAGCGACGACGACGACAGCUGGACAGCAGCACUGUAAUGGUACUGACGAUCCGGUCUCACUCGGGACUGGUGGGGCCUAUGGCACACAAGGGAGAGGUGCGAAACAGCACGUGAGUGGACAAGUGGACACUGACGACGACAGCAGCAGAGAGGAGCCCCACGCUCAUAUCCACGGUAUCGUCCGGGGCAACUUUAUCCUGGCACUUGUCGUGUUCAUUGCCCUGUCGUUCCACUCGGUGAUGGAAGGCAUGGGCAUGGGCGCGUCCAGCACGCCCGCAUGGGAUAUCCUUAUUGCGAUCUUGGCACACAAGUCGCUUGCCGCAUUUGCAUUGGCACUGGAGCUCCUGCAUCAUGAUGUCCCGCGGACGCAACUCUUGUCGUCGAUUGCAGUCUUCUCGCUCAUGACGCCCAUGGGCAUUUUGUUUGGAAGGUUGCUCGUGGAUACGACGCAAGCGACGCCUGCAGGUGGCGUCUGUGCUGCGCUUGCUGGUGGAACGUUCCUGUUUGUUGCAAUUAUGGAGAUUAUCCCACGAGAACUGCAAGAUCCGCGGUACCAACUCGAAAAGUGCUCGGCUCUGCUUGCUGGAUACGGCGCUAUGGGCGUGCUCUCGCUCUGGACGUAG
Peronospora matthiolae is the source of this 1059-nucleotide messenger RNA. Lineage: Eukaryota; Oomycota; Peronosporomycetes; Peronosporales; Peronosporaceae. The record is from the annotation of a GenBank genome assembly.